GAACAGCCCCCACCUUUUUUUUUCAAGCUACGGCUCAGUCAAGUCAGGCAGCUGCAGUCCGGAGUCGCACUCUCAACCUCUGAAUGUGUUGGAGCAGCUGAAGACAACAAACUGCAGUUUUUGUGAAGAUCCAGAGUCAAAAAUCAACAUGCCAAUCGUCCUGCAAUCCAGCUCCCUUCUGUGGACCCGCCUGGCGGCGCUGGUCUUCACCUGCAUCUCCUUCUCCGUUGCUGUCCACGGGGCCAGAAUGGACCGCGGUGUCGGUGACUGGUGCAUCUUCUGUUGGGCAUUUAGCUUUGCUGGAACUCUCCUCGUCCUCCUGGUGGAGCUGUUCGGCCUGCAGACCAGAGCCCCCGUGUCCUGGAAGAACUUCCCCAUUACCUUCGCCUGCUUCGCUGCCCUGCUCUGCCUGUCAGCCUCCAUCAUCUUCCCACUGUACUACCUCAAGGGCUCCAUGGGACCUAGCGAAGUCCGCGACUUCCGCAUCGUCUCCACCGUCUUCUCCUGCCUGGCCACCGUCGCCUACAUGGUCGAGGUCAGCAUCAGCAAGGCACGCCCGGGUGAGGUCGCUGGCUACAUGGCCACGGCUCCCGGCCUCCUCAAAGUCUGCGAGACCUUCAUCGCCUGCGUCAUCUUCGUCUUCAUCAGCGACAACAAUCUGUACGACCGUCACGACGCCCUCAGAUACUGCCUGGCAGUGUACUGCAUCUGCUUCAUCCUGUCCGCCAUCAUCAUCAUCGUGUGCGUCGGCGAGUGCACUGGCUGCCUGCCGUUCCCGUUCGCCCGCUUCCUCUCCUCCUACGCCCUCCUGGCCGUGGUCCUGUACCUGUCAGCGACCAUCAUCUGGCCCAUUUUCAGCUUUGACCCCAAGCACGGCGGUUCAAAACAGAGGCCCCCCAACUGCAGCAGCUACGUGGGACUGUGCGUGUGGGACAAGUACGUGGCCAUCGCCGUGCUCACCGCCGCCAACUUCAUCCUCUACCUGGCCGACCUGAUCUACUCCGCACGCCUGGUGUUUGUCAGCGCCUGAGAGGAGAAAACAGAGAGAUGUCAGGCAGCGGUUUGAUCCACGGUGAUUUAAAUUUGGCGCAUUCUUUUUCAACUGUUAGAAUUUAGACGGCUUUUAUGUUUCGCUCUUGGACGUAUUAAGUCCACAUGCAUGUCUACAUGCCAAACAGUUUCGGGAGCUGUUUUUCACACCCUGAAUUCUAAGCACUAAAAUGCUUUUAUUUGGAACAAACAAUUCAUUUGAAUUGAAAUGGAGGAGGACAAAACUUACAUUUUAAGCUUCUGUGAGGACAACAAAAAAAGGAAAUGUGAGGACGACAUCAUUUUCACAUGCAAUGUAUUUUUUACAUCUAUUUUUACAGUCUAUUAAGUUAGCUUGAGGUCAGAUAAUGCACAAUAGGACUCAAUAUUUCUCAUUAUAUGAACAUGCUAUUUGAAGCAUAGACGCUUCUACUGCCACGAUUACAUGUUCUUACAUUUACAAAGGCAAUACAUCAGGAUUUUUCUGUCUGUUUUUAUGGCAUAUCAAAGUAGCACAGUGAUAGCUAACAAUGCUAACACUCUAAGCAUCCAUUUGAAUGAACAACAAACAGAUUAAUAACAAAUGGAGCUAUAUCACUGCCAGAAUAUGACAUUAUGGAUAUCAUAUUAUGAGCCGACCUGAUAAAACUAUUUGCCUCAGACCAGCAGAGGCAAUUAUUAAGCAGGUUAGGUAGGCAAGUUAGCCACAUUAGCGUCAAAGCUAUUGCUUUUAAAAGCAAAUGAAAAAAUACCUUGUCCUUAAUUUUACAGUUGAGAAUGUGCUUCAUUUGAUUCAGUGUGAAUGAGACCUCCUGCGUGAGGAUAGAAACCAAAUAUCAAGGAAAGUCAGUGUUAAUAUUCCGAUCAUUUCUGAUGCGUAAAAACGCGACACACAUGAGCUGGAACACGCUGUUGGGUCAUACGGUCAGAAACCUUCCGUGAUCACUUGCCGAAGGGCGGAAAGUGCAUGCAAACAUAAAGCAUGGCGAUGACACAAACCGUCUAUAUUUUGUUGAAUAUAUUCUGCCAAGCAGCUUCAACUAAUAUUAAAUCCGGCCGCCUCGCUUUUCAAAAGAAUUUAGCAAAUUGUGUAAUGACUUCAAACAAACUGUCUCCUGACUUGUUGCAGCUAACCAGUUUUGUAUUUCUCCAAACAGGUCCCACAUUUUAAUACUUGAAGUACAAUAUACAGCUUCUGCUCCUGUAAAAGAAGUAUAUAUAUAAAUGUGUGUGUGUAUAUUUGCAAGCUACAAUCAACUGAAAGAAUAUAUUAGAGCACUUGGUUUAAAUACUGUAGCUCCCUGAAUGAUCUGCUGACAUCUUUGUUUUGGACUACUGUUGAGACCAAAUGAAAAGUAGAAACGACACACAAGACACUUUUUGUAUUCCACAGUUCGACCACACGUCAGUGUUGUUGGAGCAUGUAAUCCAGUAUUUGAAUAAAGCCACACA
This is a messenger RNA of Synchiropus splendidus (mandarinfish), 2481 nucleotides long. RefSeq names its product myeloid associated differentiation marker b (gene myadmb). The transcript has 2 exons. Lineage: Eukaryota; Metazoa; Chordata; Actinopteri; Syngnathiformes; Callionymidae. The record is from RefSeq and is a predicted model, not a curated record. Gene Ontology annotation, cellular component: membrane. The coding region runs from base 149 to 1030 and encodes 293 amino acids.